AAAAUCGGGGAGGGGGGAAGAAUUGAGGGGAGAUCUUGUGCUCUCCACACGAUUAUUACAGCGCUCGCUCUCUUGGAGGAUUUCGGCGCUCUUCUAUUUCUCUCGAUUUUUGUUUAAGAGCUCAAUAUAUUUUGGAUCAAAUGGAUUCCGAUAUGAGAAGCUUUUUCACCGAGUCACUGUCAUUCUGUUCUGAGGAUUCAUAUGCUACUCAAGACAUUGAAAGAUGCCCAUUUUUGAGAAACAUCAAUGAGCCAACAAACUUUUCCUUCUCUUCUUUCAAUUUUGCUGUACCUGCACGUGGAGGCAAGGGUCCAAUCUUUGAAGAUGGACCGGAUUUUGAUAUGGCAUUCAGGCUUUUCCAUGGGCGAGAUGGAGUUGUCCCACUGUCAGGAAGGUCCUUUGUGCACAAAGAGUCUACACCAAAACCUGAGCAAGUUUCUCAAUUUAAUCCUUUGGCGGCAAAGGCAGCCACUAUUAGUCUCUCGUCUUUCGGUGGCGGGCUUUUCGGUUUUGAUUUCUUCUCUAACAAAUUCAACAAGUCCAAGCAAAACAAGAAAUCCUCCAAACAAGAGCCUUCAACUCAGAAGGGAAGCAAUUCAUCGCACGAGGCAAUGAGCAACGAAUGGCUUCAAACAGGGCAAUGCCCAAUAGCUAAGUCCUAUAGGGCAGUGAGCGGUGUUCUACCCCUAGUUGCAAAGGCUUUACAGCCUCCUCCGGGCAUGAAGUUCAAAUGCCCACCUGCAGUGGUCGCAGCGCGUGCAGCCCUUGCACGUACUGCUCUCGUAAAGAACCUCCGGCCCCAACCUUUACCCGCAAAAAUGCUGGCCAUAGCAUUACUAGGAAUGGCAGCUAAUGUCCCUCUUGGUAUAUGGAGAGAGCACACACAGAAAUUCUCCCCUCAGUGGUUUGCUGCUGUUCAUGCUGCAGUUCCUUUCAUAGCUAUGCUUCGUAAGUCUGUACUUAUGCCAAAGACUGCAAUGGCUUUUACAUUAGCAGCGUCAAUUCUAGGGCAGGCAAUUGGGUCUAGAGCUGAGAGGAUGAGGAUGAAGAAAUUAGCAGCAGAGCGAAGCUCAGCUGCUCUCGUUUGCGAGGCUGUUAUAAGUAAUACAAAUACCGGGCAUUGCAGCGAGGAAAAGGCUUGGGUUCCUCUUCCGUUCAAGGGGAAUGAUGCAGGGAUUUCUGCUGAAGCGCCUGCUCCGAAGGCAAGUGUAUGUUUCUGACUGUAACUGGAAUUCAAUAAAUGUUGUUUUAUCAUACUGUUGAAAGACUUGUUGUGUGUGCAUGAGCAAAUGAGCACUGUUUUCUGCCUUUUUGAUUCCUGGGGAGGUGGUAGUGAAUAAAUUGGAUCUAUGAUUUUAAUGUAUGUUAUGUUAAGAAUC
Molecule: messenger RNA, 1379 nt
Organism: Asparagus officinalis (garden asparagus)
Lineage: Eukaryota; Viridiplantae; Streptophyta; Magnoliopsida; Asparagales; Asparagaceae
Exons: 4
Coding region: 141-1220 (359 amino acids)
Cellular component (GO): chloroplast
Source: RefSeq, a predicted model, not a curated record